AUGACAAAAUCAAAUACCAUAGUUAUCAAAUUGGGUAGCUCUUCUCUUGUAGAUGAAGUCACUAGAGAACCCAAGUUAUCCACCAUGACUCAAAUAGUGGAAAUCGUUUCCUGUCUGAAAAGAUUGGGUCACAAAGUCGUUAUUGUUUCUUCCGGUGGUAUCGCUGUUGGACUUGAUGCCAUGAACUUGAAGAAGAAACCGAGUCAGUUAUCGGAAAUUCAAGCCAUUGCCGCCAUUGGACAGGGGAAAUUGAUUGGAAGAUGGGAAAUGUUGUUUAGACAAUAUAAUGAGCAGAUUGCACAGAUCUUGUUAACCAGAAAGGAUAUUUUUGGUUGGACACAAUUUAAGAAUGCUCAAAAUACCAUCAAUGCCCUUUUGAAAAUGGGUGUGGUCCCCAUCGUUAAUGAAAAUGAUACUUUGUCAGUUAGUGAGAUUAAAUUUGGUGAUAAUGAUACUUUGUCAGCCAUCACAUCCGCCUUGGUUAAUGCUGAUUAUCUUUUCUUAUUAACUGAUGUGGAUUGUUUAUAUACGGAUAAUCCUAAAGUUAAUAAAGAUGCUAAACCUAUCUUAACUGUGUUUGAUAUGCAUGAAGAUAGUAUUUCUAAAGUGCUGGACACUUGCCCGAGUUUAAGUGAUUCCGGCUCCAAUAUUGGUACUGGAGGAAUGAGAACUAAGAUUACCGCUGCUGAUUUGGCUACAAAUGUUGGGAUACAUACAAUUAUUAUGAGUAGUCAAACCCCGGCAAAUAUUUUAAAAAUUAUUGAAUAUAUGGAAACGUCCAAUUUGAAAGUAGAUGGUGGUGUUUGUAGUAAUAAUGACUUAGAAUUGAAAAACCUGAUUGCCCAUGACGUUCCCUUACACACGAAAUUUAUUGCCAAUGAAAAUAGUGAAACUUAUCUUAAGAAUAGAGAAUUCUGGAUUCUUCAUGGAUUGGUCACUAAGGGUUCCAUUAUUAUUGAUAAAAAUUCUUAUAAAGAUUUAUUGAGGAAGAAGGAAAAAUGUAAAGGUUUGCUACCAAUAAGUAUUAUUGAUACUGAAGAUCAAUUCCAUGAAUUGGAAUGUGUGGAACUAAAAGUUGGUGAAAGGUUACCUAACGGUAAGGUUAAUCGUAAGGCUGGUUUGAAAGUUGUUGGUAGGGCGAGAUGUAAUUAUACAAGUUACGAAAUUAAUAAGAUUAAAGGAUUGAAAAGUGAUCAAAUUUUUGAAACGUUGGGGUAUGGCGAUUCUGCAUAUGUAGUUCAUAACGAGAAUUUAGCCCUGACUCCGCGUUAUUAA
Naumovozyma castellii is the source of this 1275-nucleotide messenger RNA. RefSeq lists its product as uncharacterized. NCBI's taxonomy places the organism in Eukaryota, Fungi, Ascomycota, Saccharomycetes, Saccharomycetales, Saccharomycetaceae. The record is from RefSeq and is a predicted model, not a curated record. Bases 1 to 1275 code for a protein of 424 amino acids. The transcript has a single exon.